Messenger RNA from Coprinopsis cinerea okayama7#130, 615 nucleotides. RefSeq lists its product as hypothetical. The record is from RefSeq and is a predicted model, not a curated record. The coding region runs from base 1 to 615 and encodes 204 amino acids. NCBI's taxonomy places the organism in Eukaryota, Fungi, Basidiomycota, Agaricomycetes, Agaricales, Psathyrellaceae. The transcript has 5 exons.
AUGGCACACUCGUCCUCCAAAUUGGCUAUUGAAGCUGUGAGAAAGUAUAUCGAGAGUGUUCCAUGUGCCUAUGUCCAGGGUUUGUUAAUUCCGGCGGACAAACCUUACCCAAUGCUAGUGCCAGUUCCAGUGCUUGCACCACCGGGUCACAAAUACGAGCCUACCGCCGUCAACGCUACAAUGUACCUCACCAACUCGGCCUUGCCACUUGAUUUCCUUUAUUUCCAACUAAAGUGCCGAGGAAUAAGUGCCGAAAUUCUGACUGGGUGCAUUUUCGAGCAGAUGUCGUUCAGUGGUAACGCAAAUCUGACCUUACAAAAGAUGAUUGCGUCUUCUCGAGUCCAUGGACAUCUUCUUACUGUUCUUGUUGAUUUGGACGGCUAUCUUGUCAGCGCAGAGACCCGCGACGUCAAAGCUAUGUGUAACGGCCACUUGGGCAUUGCGGGCGCUUUCCUUCACAAAGCUGCCGAUUGGGAUGCCACCGCCGCCUAUGACAAAUUGCAAGUUCCCAGAGAGUUGUUCUCUGACCCUUUGCCUAUUUUUGACAACAUAACUAGUAUACGGGCCAAUGCACAUGCAUGGCGGAGACUCGGCUUAAAUAAGGCUCCGCCGUAA